Messenger RNA from Hyaena hyaena (striped hyena), 3413 nucleotides. It is a transcript of the gene PDXK, whose product is annotated as pyridoxal kinase. Gene Ontology annotation, molecular function: pyridoxal kinase activity. Gene Ontology annotation, biological process: pyridoxal 5'-phosphate salvage. Gene Ontology annotation, cellular component: cytosol. The record is from RefSeq and is a predicted model, not a curated record. NCBI's taxonomy places the organism in Eukaryota, Metazoa, Chordata, Mammalia, Carnivora, Hyaenidae. The transcript has 11 exons. The coding region runs from base 76 to 1014 and encodes 312 amino acids.
GGAGCCCCGCGGAGCCCGGCGAGCGGCGCACACGCUGACGCCCGCCCGGCCCCGCGCCGCCGCGGCAGGCCCGGCAUGGAGGGGGAGUGCCGGGUGCUCUCCAUCCAGAGCCACGUCGUCCGCGGCUACGUGGGCAACCGGGCGGCCACGUUCCCGCUGCAGGUUUUGGGAUUUGAGAUUGACGCGUUGAACUCCGUCCAGUUUUCAAACCACACAGGCUACCCGCACUGGAAAGGCCAAGUGCUGAACUCAGAUGAACUCCAGGAGCUGUACGAAGGCCUGAAGCUGAACAGCGUGAAUAAGUAUGACUACGUGCUCACGGGUUACACGAGGGACAAGUCCUUCCUGGCCUCCGUGGUGGACAUCGUGCGGGAGCUGAAGCAGCAGAACUCCAGGCUGGUGUACGUAUGCGACCCGGUGAUGGGGGACAAGUGGAACGGCGAGGGCUCUAUGUACGUUCCGGAGGACCUCCUUCCAGUCUACAGAGAGAAGGUUGUGCCGGUGGCAGACAUCAUAACCCCCAACCAAUUCGAGGCUGAGUUACUCAGUGGCAGAAAGAUCCACAGUCAAGAAGAAGCGCUAGCGGUGAUGGACGUGCUGCACGCCAUGGGCCCCGACACGGUGGUCAUCACCAGCUCCGACCUGCCCUCCCCGAGGGGCAGCGACUACCUGAUCGCGCUGGGGAGCCAGAGGAUCCGGAAGCCCGACGGCUCCGUGGUGACGGAGCGCAUCCGCAUGGAGACACACAAGGUGGACGCAGUCUUCGUGGGCACCGGCGACCUCUUCGCCGCCAUGCUCCUGGCUUGGACACACAAGCACCCCAACAAUCUCAAGGUGGCCUGUGAGAAGACCUUGUCGGCCAUGCACCAUGUUCUGCAGCGGACCAUCACGUGUGCCAAAGCCCAGGCAGGGGGAGGACUGAAGCCCAGCCCGGCGCAGCUGGAGCUGCGGAUGGUCCAGAGCAAGAAGGACAUCGAGAACCCGGAGAUCGUGGUCCGGGCCGCGGUGCUGUGAGGGCCCGCGUGCCACCCCCUAACGCACAGCGUGUCGGUGCGUCUGUCGUCCCUGUGAAAACGUAGCGUCUGCCUUAGAGCCGUGACUGAAACUUGGUAUUUUUUUCCUUCGUGAGUGUCCAGCAUCUACCGGUCUUAAUUGUGAAAAUGUGCUGGUCGUGCUUUUUAAAAAUCACAAAGCAAUCACAGAAAUCUGUAAUUCCGGGAACCCGGCUCCCCGUCCCCCAGGGCGCCAGCUCCGUGGGCCCCCGGUCCACGGGCGUGUCCCAUCCGAGCGGGCGAGAGCCGGGGAGCCCUGGGGUGUGUGCGCCCCUGAGAAAGGGUCGGGUCUUAGCCAUCUGCGUCUGGGAGAAUUUUGCCAAAUGUCUCUGUUGUCCUGCGACCCGCUCUUCUGUUCGUGCUUGAGACGUCUUGUGUCUUGUCACCUGGCCGUGGGGGGGUCGCCGGGAUUGCAUCACUGCAGGAACAGGGCGAUGCCAGCCGGCCCAGACAUGCCCUAGGGAUGAGCAAGGGCUUGUGAGGCUGGAACAGCUCAGCCCGUUGUGUUCCUUCCGGAACCUUCACCUGGUCCAGGGCACAGGGGGUUAAGUCUGUGUUUGCCACCCGUGGCUGGGGGCAGAUCUUGUGCCACGUGGUCGUGCAGAGGCAGGUAGAGGGCAGUGGGCACCAUUGGCAUAUUUAACCCCACGUGGGGACCAGUUACCCUGUGCGCUCACCCCUCCCCACUCGGUCCUGCCCUCCACGCCCGCCCGAAGCCCGUGUGCACGAGGCCCCCAGAAAGACGGCUGCAGCUCCUGCCCCUCCUCCGAGGAGAGAGUGUUGGCACAUCGGGGGAGGGGCAGAGGCAGAGGGCCUGGCCAGUGGCUCUCAGAUGCCCUGGGCGAGGGCCGCAGCACAGGCUAGACACCAGGCGGGUCAUGUGCUGCCAGGGCGACCUCUGUGGCCCCCCUUAAUUUUGAGGACCCCCAGGUGUGGCUGCAAGUAGGGGUGCCCAACUCCCCUCCUGCCCUGGGGAGAACAGAAGUUCUCAUCUCCCAGGAGCCCAUUGCCCGGAGGGAGACAGAGUCUGCAGCGUAGGGGGAAACGAGCAGACGCCCCACAGGGACCCCCCAACCCCGUCCCACUGGCGGGUCCUCUCCUGCAACCCGCACUCCUCUGUGGCCGGAACAGUGUCCCCAGACCCACUGCCACCUCCUAGGUAGGGUGGUGGUCAGUCCAUUGCAGACUCCUCGAAACAAAGAAAUACCAACGUCCGUGCUGUCUGUCUGUCCACGUCCUGAGUGUCCAGUCUCGAGCGCUAGUGCCCGGCUGCCCAUGCACGGGCUCGGUGGUUCGCGGCUCCCCACAGCGGCCGCGGGCUGGGGGUCUGUCAUCCCCUGUCGCAUUUCCUGGUUCUGAGAACUAGCCUCCACUGCGCAGAGCCCGGCCCGGCCCUCCCUGACCCAGGAGGAAGGGGAGCCCGUAGCCGGCUGCCUCCCCAGCAGGGUGAGCGUGGGGACCAGGGCUGCACCCGUCACUGCCAAACAGAGCUGGGGAGAUGGCCACACUUCUUUGUAAACACGGAGAGCAAGCACUCGGCAGGGAAGGAGCCUAAGCGAUCUCUCUGCGAUGAGAUGGGGGGCUCACGUGAGGGUACGGUGCAGGGCGGAGGGGCCGGCUGUGCGCACCAUGGCCUUGGAAACACUGCGAACGCUGCUCCUCUGCUCUCUGAGUUUUCUUUCAGGGGCUCAGCCUUUGUCUUACACAUGAUGCUUUUAUCCCCCCCCCCCCCAUACUGUACAUAGGACGAUAGUUAUUCCACUGUGAACUUCCUGUCAAACCGUGAACUUUCUGGCUGGAUCCUGGAUGUUCUCAUGUGUCUCCUCUGACUGUGAAGCCCCGACCGCUGGGGGGUAGGGGGGGACUUGAGCCCUCUGCCCCCAGCAGUGGGACCUCUGCGUCCCGAGAGCCCCUACAGGGUGCGGGGCUCCUGUAGAAACCUCGCCAGCUUCCCCCGGCAAAGCUGCGCGGGCCACGUGCUGCUGCUGAGCCCAGCGCCGUGUAGGGCUCGGUCCCCCAUCGUGGACACGCAGGCCCUGGCUUGUCUGUGCUUAGAAUUUCCCAUCCAGAGGUCAGUCGUGGUCACUAGCAGUGUUUUUUGGUUUUUUAUUUUUUUUUUUUACACAGGUUGGGUCCAAAUUAGAAUAAAUCUUUGUCUUUACUUUCCAUAGUUUAGUCACACGCAAAGUAAUAAUUAUAUAUUUUAAAAUGAGAAAUGUAUCGGUCCUAAGUCGCCUGCUUAUCACCAGAGUACAGAUUUCAAUACAGUUUUUCAAAGCUUCUGUAGACCUUAAGAAUGAAUUACAAACUACUCUUUUUUUAAAGCCAUUUUCGCAUCCUCGCCAAGUCUUGCAGAGGUAA